GUCCUGUGUGAUCUCCGGGUUGCACAUCAACAACGUACAUGCUUGAAAAACACACAGUUCCUGUCAUAUCUUCCACGGCGCGGUGUCGGCAAGCAAAAGGAUUUUCUCAGAAAAGAGAAUAGAGGGAACACAGAACUUGUGUAAAUAGAAGGAAAUAAUUGGUAAACAAAUUCGUUACCCUAUCACGCAUCGUGUCGCGUCUCCGUUCACAUACAUCUUAGGACAAAAAAGAGAAACCCAAACCAACAAAGCGCCCUCCAGGUCCAAUUAGGGAGCGGGAGAUAUACCCCAACGGGUUUUCGGCUGGGCUGCGGAAUGCUCGAGAGGUGUCGAAUUCAGCAGACACACAACAAUGUUUUGCGGGUCGCCUUUUGAUGUGCGCGUUGAUGCUGGAAGAUGAUGAACGCAAGGAUACACGCGGCGUUGUAUUUUCAACGCACACCAACCGGCCUAGGACCUCUCGUUUGUCUGUUCGUUUGAAAAUAAAAAAAGCAUAAAACAUAUGAUAAUGAUGAGUGAGGAUCGCUAACGACACGACACGACGACACCGCAUAGCAAAACAAUCCCAUCGAAAAGCGAGGUGGAAAAAAGAGUGGAAAAUAUUUAACACUAAAUAUUUAACGGCAGGUGAAACACGCUCGUGUGUGUGUGUGAGCGUGACGUGUUUUAUGUUGUGCAAAGGUGCUAAGUAUGGUAAUAUUGUGGCGAGCGAGAGAAAGAAGAAAAAAAAGGGAAGUGUGAAAAUAUUCUAAACCGUAAACCGACGGAAAUGGCAGGGCGUUUUUCUGUUGUUGUUAUGGGUGUGUUGUGAAGAAAAUUGCCUAUAAUCGAUAAUGAUACAAUAUUGCAACGAAAAGUGAGAUCGCGUGUGAGUGAUCGUGUGUGUGUGUGUUUCGUUGAGAGUAGUGUUUAUGCUGUUGUUCUGUGUGUUGUAGCAGCAAAGUUGGUGUGCGCAAAUGUGCUUGAUAUAGGGAAUAGUUAAAGUUGACGCUAGUGUUUGCCGCUGAGUGGAAUUAAAGAUUCCACUGAUCAAACAUGGAUUACCUGGUGCUAGUAACGACGCUUAUAGCACUGUUCAUAAGCCCAACGAUACAAGCCCAGUAUCGUCCUCCCCGAAUCAUCGAACAUCCCAACAACCAGAUCGUGCCGAAGAAUGAACCCGUAACGCUGAACUGUAAGGCCGAGGGUGUACCGGAACCGACCAUCCACUGGUACAAGGACGGCGAACCGGUGAAGCUUACGCCGAACCACGUGCUGCUCCCGUUGGGCUCACUGUUCUUCCUGCGGACGUUGCACAGCAAGAAGGAGAACGAUGCCGGUGUCUAUCGAUGCGUUGCCUCGAACAUUGCCGGAACUGCCGAAAGCCGCAACGCUACGCUACAGAUUGCAUUACUGCGAGAUGAUUUUCGCGUCGAGCCAAAGGAUACGCGUGUGGCUGCCGGUGAAACAGCCCUGCUGGAGUGCGGUGCGCCAAAGGGUACGCCCGAGCCAAUGAUCCGCUGGAUGAAGGAUGACAGCUUGAUGGACGAGCAGCUUCGGUUCGCCAAGGAGAUCGGUCGCAUCCGGAUCGUGGACGGUGGAAAUCUUCUCAUCAGCGAUGUACGGCCGGCCGAUGGUGGGCGCUACAAAUGUGUAGCGUACAACACGGUCGGUUCGCGCGAAAGUUCCGUCGCACGGCUCACGGUGCAAGUUAAACCAUACUUCAAGCUGGAACCAAUGGAUACGACAGCACUGGUGGGGCAACGCGUACAGUUCCUUUGCGCGGUCGAUGGCGAUCCGCAGCCACAGAUCAUCUGGAGCAAGGAGAACGGUCACAUUCCCGUUGGGAGGGCCGACAUUUUAGAAGAAGACCGCAGCCUGGUUAUCCGAAGCGUGGUACCGAGCGAUCAGGGUCUGUUCAUCUGCGAGGCGCACAAUACGAUCGGUCAAAUCAGUGCCAAAGCGCAACUAAUCGUCAACUCUCCACCAACAUUCCUGAUAAAGCCGCAAGAUCAGAAGACGGCCCUGAACGGGGUGGCAUCUUUCAAGUGUACCGCCUCGGGCAACCCGCAGCCCUCCGUUUUCUGGACGAAGGAAGGCUCCCAGACGCUCAUGUUUCCGAACAAUACGUACGAUAAUAUGCAGGUUUCGGUACAGGGGACACUGCAGAUACGCGGCGUGCAGAAAGAUGACGAUGGGUACUACAUCUGUUCGGCGCUGAGUGUCGCCGGUUCCACGACCAGUAGAGCUUAUUUACAGGUUCUUACAUCGGAGGACAGCAAUCCACCCCCGAUACUGCAGAUCGUACCGGCUAAUCAAACACUGCCCCGGGGCACGGUCGCUAUGCUGCCGUGCCGUGCCAGCGGUAAUCCGACGCCCAUGAUUCGCUGGAUGAAAAAUGCGACCGAUAUCAACCUUUCCGGCGGUAACGGGCGCUUUUCAAUCAUCCAGGGUGGCACGCUAAGAAUUGAUGAUUUGCGAAAUGAGGACAGCGGCUGGUAUCGAUGUGUGGCGUACUCUGAGAAAGGUGAAACCUCGUGGAGCGCAUAUUUAAUGGUUGAAAGUAACCUUUCCUCAAUGCAGCAUCGUUCGCACAACGCUGAACUGCUGCCAUCGGCACCGGGAAUACCGAAGGCAGUCAACAUAACCAACAGCAAUAUCACACUGACCUGGACCCGGGGUCAGGAUGAUCUGCAAAUGAAUUCCGUCACUGGUGGCUACACGAUCGAGUACUACAGCCCCGAGGAAAAGGCGGGCUGGAUUAAGGCGAUGAGUCGUAUACCCGGCUACACUGCUACGAUAACGAAUCUGUCACCUUCCACUUCGUACAUGUUCAUUAUUCGCGCUGAGAACUCGUACGGUUAUUCGGCACCGUCACCAACAUCUGCCAUUAUUCGCACGCUUUCGGCAAACGAUGGAGUUACCAUGCCGGAAGAAAUAGAAACUGCACGACUGGUGCUCAGCGGACAGAUCCUGGAAUUGGUUGACGCAGUUGCAAUCAACUCGACGACCAUCCGCCUCGAAUGGCAACUCCACAUCAGCAACACGGAAGAAUACGUCGAAGGUUUGUACGUGCGGUACCGCAAUCUUUCCGCAAUCGAUACGCAAAGCUACAGCAUGCUAACCAUACCGAUGAAUCCCUCCGAGACGUAUGUCAUAACGGGGUUGGAAAAGUUCACCCGGUACGAGUUUUUCCUGACGCCCUACUUCAAGACGGUCGAAGGACAACCGACCAGCUCGAAGGUGGUACAAACUUUGGAGGAUUUCCCCACGGGCGCCCCGAUGAAUGUGCAGACGGGCAUGGUCAACCUAACGACCGGGUUGGUAAAUUGGUCCCCACCGUUGGAACAGCACCUGAACGGUGCGCUGCUCGGCUACAAGGUACAGCUACGUGCCAGCAACUCAUCGAAGGUUCUAGCCCAGAUCACACUCAACGGCCCAACGACAUCGAUCGUGCUGCACAGUCUUACGACCGGCAUGACGUAUACGGUGCGCGUCGUUGCGUACAACCGGGUCGGUGCGGGACCAUACUCGAAGCCUGCCUAUCUGAUCAUGGAUCCUGCGCACGUCAUCGCGCCGCCCAGGGCCCACAAUUCGCUCAGCGAAAUCGAGGGUUAUCGGCAGCAGGGAUUGCUGCACGAGACGUGGUUCAUGGUGCUGCUAAUCGUACUGCUGUUGGUUAUCUUGACCAGCGGAUGUUUCGGUGCGGUAAUGUUUUUCCGCAACCGGGCGAAGGUUAGCAAAGAGCUGAUGAAUGCUACGAUCGCUGUCAACGGCAAUAUGGAUCCGAGCCGUCGACCGAUGAUGGUAUCGCGCCGCGAUGGACUGUGGAUAGAUCGUGGUCGGCGAUCGCUCGAUACGGAUAAGGAUUCGGGGCUGAGUGAAGCGAAGCUGUUGGAAAGCUCCCAAAACACCUCCAACUAUGCGGAUGUCAGUACGGAUUAUGCCGAGGUGGAUCCAAGAAGUAUAACGUCAUUUUACAACAGUCGCAAGUCUCCAGACAAUCCCUCGCCCUAUGCAACGACAGUUUUGGUGAAUGGAAACUGCAAUGAAAAUGGUAAGAUUUGCUACCAAGGGCUAGACGGGUAUAUAUCCGGUGCGUCCACCAAUCGUUCAGACCCAGCAACAUAUCUGGCGGGACAUCCGAAAGCCUUCACUCCGGUGCCAUAUAAUCAAGCUCCUGCCAACUGGAUUGAUUUCCUUCCUCCUCCACCGGAACAUCCGCCACCGAUUCCACAAGCUUUAGACCACCACAUACAUCUAAAUCAUGUGUAUCCCUCGGAACUGAUCGGUGGCGGUGGUGGCCUGCCACCAACCACGACUGCGAUCGGUUCCCAGGGAUCCGCCGUACGCUGUGGAUCGGCCCAAUCCGGUAGCUAUAAUAGCGGUAGCGCUCAACACUCAUAUCAAUAUGUAGAUCCAUCCCUGCUAGGACGCGGAUCAUCUAGGAGCAGCUCGAACGAAUGUACGAUGCGUAACGUUCCGCCGCUUCCGUUGCCGCCCGGAAGCCACCAGCAACAGCAGCAGCAACAGCAGCAACAGCAGCAGCACUUCCUGCCGUACAUGAACGGUACGCCCGGUUCCGCGGAGCAGUCACCCUACUUCAACGAUGAAGUGUACAACAGUCCGGUGAAGAACGGUGACAUUAACUAUCAUCCGUAUCGGAUGCCUAACUCAUCGUCGGCAUCUUCCAUAUCAUGCUGUCAGUCGAAUCAUUCCCGGAGCAGCCAUUCGGCCGGUUCGAAAAACCAUGACUUUCUAGACCAACAGCAACAACAUCAUCAUCUGCAGCAUCAACAGCAGCAGCAGCAGCAUCAGCAACUUCACAGCAAUAUGAUGCUGCAAGGACCGCCUCACAUAACCAAACUUAAUGGAAUAGGUAGCUACGAUGGGCUUACCCCAUCGAAGGUGGUAUCGUUCAACGAGCAGUAUCAAAUGCUAGAUGAAAGCAGCAUCGUCAACGGUGAACCGGGUGGCCGAACUGAACACGAAAAUUGCACCUACUUCACCAACUAUUCCGAUGCGUCCGGCGCCAGCAGCAGCAGUGGCAGCGGCGGUUUCCGAAUGCAUCCCAAGUUUGUGAAAACCGUGCACGUAAAUAUUGAAAAUGCCAUCAACGGUAACUAUCACCAUCAGCAUCACCACCAUCACCAGCAGCAGCAAAUGCACAGAGAUCAAACGAUAGGAGGGACCGUGCAGCAACCCAUCAUCACCAAUGGCCAUCACAAUCACAACCACCACCAGCAGCAACAGCAGCAGCAUCAUCCGUACGUGUACAAUCAGCAGCCGCAGGAACCGAUCACCGAGCACGAGGAGACUGAAACCGACAAAAUGCUAACCGGUGGUGGCGCUGGUAGCUUCAGCGAAAACGAUGACCACACGGCGAGCAACGGUGGUUCCGGGCCGGAUUCCGACACCCACGACGAGGUGACGAAGAAGCUUUGCCGGGAAGAUGAUGCAUCGAUCUGUUGUCCGGUGUAUGAGGAACCGGUGGUGCAUCAACCCUCAUAAAUUAGUCCCGGGCGCCGCUACCGUAAGUAGACAUGCGCGCUUAACCUGUAGAUUUGUUACGCCACAACACGCGGGUGUAAGAGUUUUAUUUGGGUUCCACUCAAACGCUCAAACUCAAAGCGCGAUUUCUUUCAACUGCGAGCGGAAUCGAACCGGCAAGAGCGAUAUCUGCCUCUGAUGAACGGGAAAUUAGAGGAAGACAAACAAAAACUUGCUACACAUGGUCAUAUAAGUCAAUCUUCCCACACCCAUAGGGUCCGCACGAUUGAACUGUUCGAUACCAAAACAUGUGGCGCAGUCCCUAAUAGGAAAGUAAUAAUUUAUUUAAGCAAGCAAGCAACCAUCAUAUGCAAUCGGUUCGAUUAUUGAAUUGCUGCCUGGUUGGGUAACUCCAUUUUGAAUUUUCUUCACUGCGAGCAAGCAUUUUUCCCCACCAUUUUCGUUAACUAAUCACGAUUUAGUUCGAAUUUAUUUCGUUUUUUGAUUUGCUGUGUUUGCAUCUCACCAUCCACCGUGCGACAUCAAUGCAUUUUACUUCAAAUCUUGAAUUUCUUGCAAAGGAGAAACGGUUCUAGCGUGUGGACAUGAUUAAUUUCACCUUCUUCCUGCUGUCGGACGUGCGCGGCGACGUACGGCAGCAUGUGUGCGAUGCUGUGCUGUCGGUGGUGGCUCUUUACGUCUGGUGUAGAGCGAAAACUUAAUAUGACAACACACUUCCGUUGCGUGUUUUAACCCGUCCAAGCGGUUGGGCUUGGAGUGUUAUCCUCUCUUUCGGGUCGCGAUGACAGGCGCGCUUGUGUUGCCGAACCUUCGUCUAGCUGCUGGCAAUGCGCCCCGAACAUGGUUCAUAAUUUAUAUUUAGCGAGUGGCGGCCACUCGUCUCC
Anopheles moucheti is the source of this 6374-nucleotide messenger RNA. RefSeq names its product protein sax-3-like. The record is from RefSeq and is a predicted model, not a curated record. Gene Ontology annotation, biological process: cell-cell adhesion. The transcript has 15 exons. The coding region runs from base 1036 to 5490 and encodes 1484 amino acids. Gene Ontology annotation, molecular function: protein binding. Lineage: Eukaryota; Metazoa; Arthropoda; Insecta; Diptera; Culicidae.